UUAACGAGUAAAGACACGUUUUUAAAAAUUCGUUUUACGUACCUUAUGCAGGUUUAAAGAUAGAAAUAGUUCUUCCACUAUGGCGUCAUGGUUCAUGCUUUGCCUGGUGCUGCCCAUGCUUGUGACGCAGACUGAGUCAGUCAAGAACUACGCGUCAGCUUUGGGAAAAUCUAUUCUGUUCUACGCCGCACAAAGGUCAGGUAAACUCCCGGCUAACAACCCCAUCCCGUGGAGGGGAGACUCCGCCCUCAACGACUGUGUGGUGGGGGGCUGGUACGACGCUGGGGACCACCUCAAGUUUGGGUCAACUAUGGAGUACACGACCACUAUUUUACUUUGGUCAAUGUACAAAUGGAAGGACAGCUAUGUCAAGGCCGGUCAGCUGACCCAGGCCUACGAUAUGGUCAAGUGGCCACUGGACUAUUUCCUCAAGGCCUGGAACUCAACAGCUCAUGAGUUUGUCUUCCAGGUGGGCGGCGAUGCUGACCACCACUAUUGGGGACGUCCAGAGGACAUGACCAUGGCGAGACCUUGCAAGAAAGCGGACAUAGCACAUCCGAGAAGUGACAUAGAGGGAGGGACAGCCGCUGCUCUGGCUGUUGGGUCACUGGUGUUCAAGGACAAGGGAGAUACAGCCUACAGCACACAGCUGUUAACAGCCGCUGAGAGUUUGUACAAGUUUGCUAACGAUCAUAAGAGCACGGAUAGCUACAAGGACGAGAUCUGUGAGGCUGGGGUUUGGCUCUACAGGGCCACGGGGAGAGCCCAGUACCUUAACGAGGCCAAGGCCAACGCUGAAUCUGGUUACAUCUGGGCCUAUCAGACGGCGGAUAAGAGGCUCGCGUGUCACCAACUGCUGUAUGAAGAGACCCACGAUACCGUCCAGAGAAAUGGUGUAAUCGAUUACUUCAACGCCUGGUUCCCCGGGGGUAGCAUCCACUACACACCAUGUGGCCUGGCCUGGGCUAUGAAGUGGGGCUCUCUCAGACUAGCCGCCAACUCCGCCUUUGUUGCCCUGUUAGCCGCCGAGGCUGGUAUCCAAACAGACCGGUACCGCACCUGGGCAGUCGAGCAGAUCAACUACAUCCUGGGCGACAACCCUCAUGACGGCGGUUGUUAUAGUUACCAGAUUGGCUACGGCAGCAAGUACCCCCUUCGUCCCCACCAUCGGGCCGCCUCCUGUCCAAACAAGCCCGCGCCCUGUGGGUCUGCCGAGGCGACUUCACCAGCCCCUAAUCCUCAUGUGUUGACGGGUGCUUUAGUAGGUGGCCCCGCAGAGCAUGAUGACUAUGUUGACGUCAGAACCGACUACGUGCUGAAUGAGGUUGCCAUAGAUUACAAUUCGGGAUUCACUGGGGCCUUGGCUGGAAUUGUUCACUUACAGAACACAAACCACAUGCCCACCACACACAACAAAUGUCCCUGUAACAACUAGACUGCACACACAACACAUGUCCCUGUAAAAACUAAACUACCCACAAAACUAUUGUUGGUGUAACGACUAGAUCACAUAGUUAAAUAUUGUCCGUGCACUCAGAUACAUCACACGCUCACUAAUGCAAAAACACACACACAAACUCCACACAUAAAUCACAUGCUCACCACACACAGCAGAUAUUCAUGUAACAACUAUAACAGACACACACAAAUACCAACACACAGACAGACGGACAUAUAACCUCCACACAAAAACAUGCCCACCACACACAACAAUUGUGAAGUAAUAAAAAAUGUCUCAGAAAGACAAAACGCAAACAUACCAAAAUUCUAAUUAAAACUAUUUUACUAAUUAAAGUAUCAUAUCCUCCACUCAACGUUCUAUCACAUUCACUAAUUAAAGUUUCUUCAGUAUUGUUUCUUUAAUGUAGUGCAAUUAAUUCAUGGUAUUGUUUAGUUUAAAA
This is a messenger RNA of Physella acuta, 1901 nucleotides long. Its product is annotated as endoglucanase E-4-like. Gene Ontology annotation, biological process: carbohydrate metabolic process. NCBI's taxonomy places the organism in Eukaryota, Metazoa, Mollusca, Gastropoda, Physidae. The record is from RefSeq and is a predicted model, not a curated record. Gene Ontology annotation, molecular function: hydrolase activity, hydrolyzing O-glycosyl compounds.